AUGCAGAAUGCACCAUUAAGCCCUGCAAAGCUAAAAAACGAAAUUUGCGUCAAAAAGUCUAGCAGCAUCCGCAGCCUUGUAACUCGUGGUUUGCAUGUAUUAACUGAGCAAGAAGUUCAAAAUAUUUUUACAGUCGAAGCACAAGGUUUAAGCAUUGGAAAAGCAGUGACCAUUAUAGAAAUUCUAAAACGACGUCUUCGGGACGCAGAACUUAAGUUUUGGCAAUAUAAUAAGCUCGACAGUGCCCAUACAGAUACUUCUGCAAUUCACAUGAUCAGUAAAGAUUGUUCUUUUGACCUGAAACAUGAUAACAGAAAAGAUAUACUAAAAAAUAUAAAGACCAAAGUUGUCCCAAUUUUAAGAAUCAAGCUGAGCAGGUUACCGUUAGAACUGACUGAUGGAUGGAAAGAGCAACUAGAUAAUCUUGAUUAA
Messenger RNA from Pneumocystis jirovecii RU7, 432 nucleotides. RefSeq lists its product as uncharacterized. The record is from RefSeq and is a predicted model, not a curated record. Gene Ontology annotation, molecular function: nucleic acid binding. The coding region runs from base 1 to 432 and encodes 143 amino acids. NCBI's taxonomy places the organism in Eukaryota, Fungi, Ascomycota, Pneumocystomycetes, Pneumocystales, Pneumocystaceae. The transcript is spliced from 4 exons.